UGAUUCCUCUACAUACGCUGCCGGUGACAGCAAUGUGGCAUUCAAAGACAUCAGUCUGAAAGAGUCGGAACCCUCACACCCUCCAUGGCACGCUGAACACCCUCAUCCGGUGUCCACCUCAACAACCACCUCGCGAAUGGCGUCUGCGCAUGGCCUGCCUACCUUUACACCCCCGGGCAGCCACUUCCACGCCCACUCUCGUUCCUAUUCCGGCGCACAUCUCUCCCCCGGCAAGGCAGCCUCGCAUUCCUUCGCCCACGGCAAUGGCAAUCUCAACACCCCCGCCGUCGGCCCCAGUCCGCUCUUCACCCACGCCGAGUCGAGUCGAGAAACGAGUCCCGUCUUCUUUCCCAAUGCCGCCAAUGGCAGCCCAUACAAACCACUAUCGCCCUUCGACCACAACGCCCAUGCCUUUCAACAAAACGCCGGCUUGUCGUCCAACCACCGUUACAGCUAUUCGUCGCCAACGAUGAAGAGUAGACCCAGAGGAGAGUCGGAUCUGAGCCGGCCGGCGGAUAUGAAGAGCGCUGUAUACCAACCCUCGUUGAGCAGCAUCCCUGCUACCUCGACCUCCUGGUUCUCCCUGCCAGAAGCCCUGACGAGUCUUCUCAUCACUGCGCCGCUGCUCCUGGCAUCCGCGACGCUCUCCUCUACCUCUGCCAUACCUCUGCACACAUUUCCGCCCUUACCGCCUUAUACUCCCAUCGCUCAAUCCUCCCUGGACAUCUUGCUUCUGCCAGACGUCGGAGCGGUUUCUCGAACGCAAGGCCUAGUCAGCUCCGGGAUCUUGACUUCUGGCACACUUCUACUCGUGGGGAUCGUGGGCAAAUUCCAGAGUUCAGAGCGGGCCUCUGACAGUGGCAAGCCAUCCUCCCCAUUCUUCAACUUGCGGAAUGUUGCGAGCCUUCCUGCGCUCGAAACUGCGGCCCUCCGCAUCCUGAGCGUGGGUCUACCGCUCUAUGCAUCAAUGCUGAUCGGAGCGUCUCGGACGGCCAUCAUCACGCUCGCCGCUCUUGCCGCGAACUUGGCACGGGCUGAUCAGCCUAAUCAACUGGAUGAGUGGAGGCAUGCGCUGGAGUCAAAUGUUGCUACGUUCUCCGUCCUUCUUCUGUCACUUCUAUCCGAUGCGCUCGGGUUGACCAUCCGCAUUCGCCCAACCAACCUCAUCAUCGGAUAUCUUGCGCUCAUGGUCUCGAUCAUGGCCAUUCCCUCACCCUUUCCUACCCUGAUCUCCUCCACUACUUCCAAGGCCAGAGUAGCAGUGUCGGCACGAUCAAUCUCGGCCAUCUGGGCUCGCUCCUCCUCCGCUACCUUCAAACCAUGCAUAUCGGCGUUUAUCGCAUCGCCGUCCAGCACCGAUAUCACCUUGGCCGGCGGACUUCUGACCGCGACCUUCACCGUCCUCGCAUCAAUCACGACAUCCACCUCACCGGCCUGGUCGUUGACCUCUCUUAUUCUCAUCGCUCUCUCAGUGGUUUCAAUGACUGCUGCGAUCUUAAUCGCGCAACCACCCACCCUCUGGAGUAAAGCCAAAAUAGGUCUGGCCAUGGGCUCUCUUUUGACGGCAGGCUUCUCCUUCCUCUUCUCUCCCCCAACCUGGUUUGGCACAAUCUGCAACGGCGGCCUUGCCGCUUUGUCGUUCUUCAGUGUUCUGUACGAUACCGAAAAGGACCAACUCCCUAACGAGACCAACGAUCAUGUACGACAUACCCAUUCGCACCAACUUCAACAUCAGCAUCAGCAUCAGCAUCGCUCCGCGAGCGGCACAUCGGCGUUUACAGGCGUCAUUCUGGCGUUUUGCGAGCCGGGCUCGCUUUUUCACACGAUUUUGAGCGACAAGGACUCGCGGCGAAUCGCUUACUUUACAAUACUUAACUUUGGCUUCAUGCUCGUUCAAGGAGCCUAUGGCUACAUGAGCGGUUCUCUCGGCUUGCUAAGCGACACGGUACACAUGCUCUUCGAUUGUCUCGGAUUAAUCGUCGGACUAGGCGCGGCCGUGGCUUCGAAAUGGCCCCCGAGCCCUGAGAGGCCGUACGGCUGGGGCAAGCUUAACACGCUCGCGGGCUUCGGCAAUGGAAUCUUCCUUAUGCUCGUGAGUGUCGAGUUUGUGUGGGAGGCUAUUGAGGGGAUUGUGGAAGCGCGGGAGUUGCGGCAUGUGCGCGAGCUGCUGGUCGUCAGCACGCUUGGGUUUCUGGUCAAUAUGGUGGGACUUUUUGCGUUUGGACACGCGCAUGCUGGGCACGAUCAUGGUCAUAGCCAUGGGCACGGACAUGCGCAUGGCCACGCACACGGCCACAGCCACGGCCAUCACCAUCACGAACACACACACGACCACCACGAGCCUCACGACCACGCAAACGGGCACAUCCAUUCUGAACCUCACGACACUCAUGACGACCACAAAGCUCCCUCCGCACCCACCGCCCAGGCCGACCACCACCACCACCACCACGAUGACCACGAACACAACGAAAACAUGCACGGCAUCUUCCUGCACGUCGCCGCCGACGCCGGCGGCUCCCUAGCAGUCAUCAUAAGCACCGCCCUCACCCUCUGGCAGCCAUGGUACGGCUGGGACCCCCUAGCCACAAUCAUCAUCGCCAUCCUGAUCUUCUCCGCCGCCGUGCCGCUCGUCACCUCGUCCGGGCAAAAAUUGUUACUCGUCGUGCCGGCUGAGCUGGAGUACGGGAUUAAGGAGACGCUGCAGCGGCUUGUGGAGAUUCGGGGGGUGGUGGGGUAUGCUGUUCCGCGCUUUUGGGUGGACGAGGUUGAUGGUGGGGGCGCGAAGAAGAGAGUGAUGGGGGUUGUGCAUGUUGUUGCUGCUGCCGGGGCGGAUGUGGAGGAUGUGAGGGAGCGGGUGGAGGCUUUCAUUGCGGAGCGGAAUAUGAAUGUUGUCGUGCAUGUGGAGAGGGAGGGCGAGGGGCAGUGUUGGUGUGGAGGAGGUGGUAGUUAAGCGACGCUGAGAAGCAUGCUUGUUCGCAAGAGCAUAUGAUAUGGG
This is a messenger RNA of Neohortaea acidophila, 2998 nucleotides long. RefSeq names its product cation efflux family-domain-containing protein. The transcript is spliced from 2 exons. Gene Ontology annotation, cellular component: Golgi apparatus; membrane. The coding region runs from base 137 to 2953 and encodes 938 amino acids. Lineage: Eukaryota; Fungi; Ascomycota; Dothideomycetes; Mycosphaerellales; Teratosphaeriaceae. Gene Ontology annotation, molecular function: zinc ion transmembrane transporter activity. The record is from RefSeq and is a predicted model, not a curated record. Gene Ontology annotation, biological process: zinc ion transport; transmembrane transport; intracellular zinc ion homeostasis.